GAAAGAUAGACCACUUAAUAAAGAACGCGGACCUUGCAGACGGACACUGGCAGCAUUCUGACACCUUCACAUUCCUCCUCCCACGUGCCGUUUGACGCUCUCCACAACCUCUGUCACACUCACCCCGCAAUAUCAUUGGACUUCCUACGGUGUCACUGGCCUUUUAGCUGUCGAUCGUGCCACUGAACCUUGUCCUUGAAGGCGGGCCCGUGCCACACAGCGACACUAGCACAGGCCCAAGGAAAUUGAGGCGUGGGCGGAUUUGAAAAGGACGGUCGAGUUGUGCGCACAAGCAUGGACGCUCUUCAUACUCUCGUCGCCAGAGACGAUGGCUGCUCAACAGGCAACGACUACGACGGCCGGAUCGGCCUGCGUAUCUCCUCCAUCUUCGUUAUCUUUGUUGGCUCGUCGUUUGGCGCUAUCUUCCCGGUCUUUGCGCGGAGAUUCGGUAACACGAGAUUCUCGAAAUGGGCCUUUUUCGUUGCCAAGUACUUUGGUUCGGGUGUCAUUAUUGCCACGGCUUUCAUCCAUCUGUUAGCCCCAGCCGAAGAGGCACUGACGAACGAUUGCCUAACGGGGCCGAUUACCGAGUAUUCCUGGACGGAAGCAAUUGUGUUGAUGACCAUUGUGGUAUUAUUCUUCGUGGAGCUUAUGGUCAUGCGCUACGCCCGCUUCGGCCACGGCCACGCUCACGACUCGGACAGUGAAGACGACGACAGCCACCACGUGCAUCACCACGCCGGUGCCGAGCAGCCAGUUCCUGUGUCGGAGGACUUCAAAGGCCACAUGCCGGGCGAAGACCACCUCGGCCACUCGCGCGAACACCACGACGUCGAAGUGGGCAAGAACCAUUCGCACCUCGAGGAGUACAUGGCUCAACUGACAUCCAUCUUCAUCCUGGAGUUCGGUAUUAUCUUCCACUCGGUGUUCAUCGGGCUGACACUCGCGGUCACCGGCAGCGAGUUCGUGACUCUGUACGUCGUGAUCGUCUUCCACCAGACAUUUGAGGGCCUCGGUCUGGGGUCGCGGCUGGCGACGGUGCCGUGGCCUCGCUCCAAGCGCUGGACGCCGUAUUUCCUGGGUCUGGGGUAUGGCGUGUCCACCCCGAUCGCCAUCGCCAUCGGCCUAGGGGUGCGCAACAGCUACUCGGACUCAGGCGCCACGACGCUGAUCGUCAGCGGAGUGUUUGACGCGAUCUCCGCGGGGAUUCUGAUAUAUACGGCUCUAGUGGAGCUGCUGGCGCACGAGUUCAUGUUCAGCACCUCGAUGCGCAAAGCACCGAUCCACGUGGUGCUGUCGGCGUUUGGACUGUUGUGUCUGGGAGCGCUGCUGAUGGCGCUGCUUGGAAAGUGGGCAUAACGCCUGAUUUGUUCUGUAUAUAGAGAUACCUUAAAAGUUGUUUUAUAUGGUGCAUACAUAGAAAUAAAGCUGGAC
Molecule: messenger RNA, 1434 nt
Organism: Aspergillus saccharolyticus JOP 1030-1
Lineage: Eukaryota; Fungi; Ascomycota; Eurotiomycetes; Eurotiales; Aspergillaceae
Gene: zrfB
Product: low-affinity Zn(2+) transporter ZRT2
Exons: 1
Coding region: 295-1359 (354 amino acids)
Biological process (GO): zinc ion import across plasma membrane
Cellular component (GO): plasma membrane
Molecular function (GO): low-affinity zinc ion transmembrane transporter activity
Source: RefSeq, a predicted model, not a curated record